AUGCCUACGCGGAACCCCGCUACGAACGAGCCCUCGGAGGCGGUUACAGGAAAUGGUCAUGUCGACCUGAACUCGAUGAGGAACUGGCAACUACGGGAUGCUCCGAGCGAUCCAGGCAUCAUCACCGACAACAAAUGCAGUGAAGGCACAGUUUUCUGGGACCCUUCACGCGCAUGGCUGACGGACGCGGGGCUCGUAUUCACCCUUCUAACGCUCACAGUCAAGCAGCGCAAGGAAAUCUUCGUUUGGGAUUUCACAUCAGCCGGAGACCCACGUUGCACCCGAGUGCCCAAGGGGCCGACUGUAGUGGUCAUGCAGAACAACGUCCGCUGCUUGCUCGCAUGGAAGGGCAUGUAUAUCUUUACCGGCGGCCACAAGCUUGCGGGCUGGCUUCUAAACACGAAGUACCCCGACCCAGAGCGCGGCCGCGAAGCCGGUUGGUUCCAACACCACAACGAAGUCCGACUUAUUUUAGACCACAUUCGCGAUGACCAUUGA
Molecule: messenger RNA, 498 nt
Organism: Penicillium brevicompactum
Lineage: Eukaryota; Fungi; Ascomycota; Eurotiomycetes; Eurotiales; Aspergillaceae
Exons: 1
Coding region: 1-498 (165 amino acids)
Source: RefSeq, a predicted model, not a curated record